CCACCUUGAUGAACGCCGGGACCACGGCGACGGUGGUCUUGUUGCGCGAUGGGAUCGAGCUGGUUGUGGCCAGUGUUGGAGACAGCCGCGCCCUUCUGUGUCGCAAGGGGAAAGCCAUGAAACUGACCAUCGACCACACUCCAGAAAGGAAGGAUGAGAAAGAAAGAAUCAAGAAAACCGGUGGUUUCAUAGCCUGGAACAGCCUGGGACAGCCCCACGUAAACGGCAGACUUGCAAUGACCCGCAGCAUAGGAGAUUUGGACCUUAAGAAAUAUGGUGUCAUAGCAGAACCAGAGACAAAACGGGUUCAGUUGCACCAUGCAAGCGACAGCUUCCUGGUCCUUACCACAGACGGUAUCAACUUCAUGGUGAACAGCCAAGAAAUCUGUGACUUUGUUAGCCAGUGUCACGAUCCUACGGAAGCAGCGCACCUUGUUACCGAGCAGGCCAUACAGUACGGAACGGAAGAUAACAGCACUGCCAUUGUCGUGCCGUUUGGAGCCUGGGGCAAAUACAAGAACUCUGACGUCAACUUCUCAUUCAGCCGGAGCUUCGCCUCGAGCGGGAGAUGGGCCUGAGUCACUGCUGCUGCUGCUGCUACGAGGAGAUGUGGAAUGAACUGUCCUGUAGGAGGCCUCGCAAGGCAGAGAGCAGAUCUGUAGAUAGUUGCGUCCAUCUCUCUCUCCCAGCACCUUGUGCUUUCUGCCUGGGUAGAAAACCAUCGUUAACGUGAUGUUGCCUCUUUAACAAACAUGUCUGCUACUGCUUAAUCUCAGAGCCAGCGAUUUUCGCCCCCUCCGUCCAACGUAGAUAAUUCUGUCUGGUUCUUUGGCACAGACAAGACGCUGGCUCUUUGCACCUGGCUGACACACCCUCUUAAGGGGUUUUUAACCAAGUGUUUCUUAUGCACAGCGUAUGUUUUUAGAGGAUGAGAGAGAGAGAGCAAAGAGGCCCAAAGGGCUCUCUUAAUUUGCACAGCGUGAAAGGGAGCAAGCGCACAAGGAGAGAAAAGGUGGCAUUUCAUCUUUUCCGUUCUCACAAGUCUUUCCUUCUGUAUUUGAACAGAAGUAAGAGAAAGCCAGGAGAUUUAGAGGCAGUGUGGCUUGGCUGGCUGGCUGUGCUUUGCUUAGCCCGCUGGCACCAGAUUAACCACCAAAGCUGACUUUUGGUUUUGGUUAGUCCAGUUCCGGAGAGAAAGGGAUCUUGGUUUCGGGGCUAAGACUCUGUGCAGUGGAAGUCAAACAGCAAAUAUCACCAGCUGUGUGUAGGUGUGUAAUGUCCCGUCCUUAAGGCCAAUUUCUCAUAAGCAGAAUGUGACUUUUACACUUGGGUUGAAGCCCAUGUCUCGUCCUCUGUUUGUGGGUUAUUGGCCAGUUUAUAAUUGGAGAACCACGCCAUAACCCUCGAGGCAGAAGUGGACACAACACUAACAGGGAUAGUGGCAAUCGUCACAUUCCUUCCGAAAGACGGAAGCAAUGUAUGUUUUCUGUAUUUAUUUGUUUUUUCUUUAAAUAUACCAAUACUAAGAACCCCCCCUUUUUUUAAAGAAAUACUGCUUUUCAGGAGCUAAACUCUUUCAAAGAACAUCUUGUUCUUCAGUUCCUUUUUAGAUGUUCCUUCUCUUUCGGAGCCACUUAAAAACGCUGUCCGAGACGCACAAAGUUAACUUGGGUGGGGACAUGUUGCCCAGUGGGUGUUCAGUGUUCAAUUGCACAACGGUUGAAGUUCCCAAGGGAUUUCUCUCCCUCUCCCCAAGUUAGCAAGAAGUUGAGGAUACACUUUGGAAGGGAGAAUUUUUGUAAGAGAACGGGUAGGGUUAUAUUUGGAUUUGCCAAUUUCACUUUAGAAGCAAAUGCUGGAGGGAAGCAAAAGGUUUAAACGAGGUAAGUAGAGUUUCUCCGGGAAAUUCUACACACACACACACACACACACUUCAAAUGUAACACGGGGGGGGGGGAGGGACCAAGGGAACAAUCGGCAUUCCUUGGCAGGGCUUCAAUAGGUUGCAUGCAAUCGAGAAAUUCUGCUGGCCAAGAAUAUGAUCCAGAGUGUUGUGUCACAGAGACCAUUCACACCUCUAGAUCAUGGGUAGCCAACAUGCAGGUUUUGUGGACUACCGAUCCCAUAGUCGUGACAAUUGGCCAUGCUGGCUGGGACUGCUGGAAGAUGGAGCCCCCAAACCACCUGGUUUUUACUGCUAUAUACUGUCGGUACUGGAGGCUGUCAACAAUAGUUCUUCAUUUCUGACAUAGAUGCUUUGAACACAGAUACUUGGAAUUGAAAACAACCACCCCAAAACAGUAAGAGCUGUUUCACCACAGUGGGACGUUCUCCCCGGAAAGGUGGUGACGUUCUCCCUCAUUAGAGGUUUUUAAGCAGAGGUUGGAUGGCCUUCAGACAUGGGUGCUUUAGUUGAGAUUCCUGCGUUGCAGGGGUUUGGACUAUAGGUGACCCUCAAGGUCCCUUCCAACUCUACAGUUCUGUGAUUCUAUGAAAACCCAGAAUUAAGCCGCUAUAAAGUUACCUGGCACUGAGGUGUAGCAGUGCUGAGCUCUUUUAGCUGAACCCUGAUCGCAAUGUGAACCCCUGGACUCGCUGCUUGAUGCCACUACAAAUUAGAGCCACACCUUUUGCAGAAAUCAUUCCAGUUUCACUUCUGCACAGCUGUUCAUAAAGCUUUCUUUGGCCACGUACCUGUUGGAAAAUCACAAAGUACUUUGGAAACAGUGCCCCGGGCGCUGUGCUGGUGUUACCUUGUGUGUAUUCUACAUGUUUGUAUGUAUGAUAUAUAGAGAGAAAUGAUAUAUCUACUUUAUAAGUAAAAGAAUAUGUUAAAAAAUAUUUGCACCCAGUGCUGUUUCGCUUAGCCGCUGCAAUGGCACAUAUGAAAACCGUUUUCCUCUGCUACUUCCCAGAUUGUUGGGACCUGGGCUGAGAAAGGGCUAAAGCAUAUGUCCCUAUAGAGUCGGGGUGAUGCAUUAUCCCAUGGGAGGAGAACAUUGACCUCUCUCUCAGUUGCCCUUGGAGAUCUUGUUGUAUAAAAACAGCAGCCUUCUUGUGCGCGUCCAAUUGAUGCACAGCCGCUGAAGCGUGGGUCAUUUGGGAUCCAGAAGGGUGGGCUCAUGCUCGCUCUAUCGACACGCACGGGGGCCAGGAACAGAGAGCUCCCCCCCCCCACAAAAUGGUCACUGCCUGUCUCCAAAUUUGGCUACCUAGUUCUGUAGCGUUGUGUUAAUCAGAUGAUCCCUCAUUGGCUGGGAUUGUUCCAUUGGCUCAAAGGUUGCAUUGGAAGAAACAUUUGUCACAGUCCUAACAAAGCUUCUGCCACCAGCACUUAACAAUCUUCUAGCCCACUAAUGUGUACUGGCACUUCACGGAAUAAAUGCAGUAGUAGCAUUUCCCAAACUGCUUGCGCAGAAAUAACCACCGGGGGCUACCUGCAGAGAGGCAUUGAUGGUGCUGUAUGCAAACUGUGCCCCAGGCUUCGUUUUUGCCUUUUCUUUCAUGGGGUGCCGGAAGAAUUUUGCCUGUAUUUUGCACAAAACUUGGAGCUUUGCAAGCGAAUGGGUGGUUGAUUUGGUUACAAGGGAUUUGAUCAAACUAAAUGUUGGCAGUGGGGAGCCAACAUAAGUAUUCAACCAAACUGAAUUAAUAGGUGCUGGUUUUUAGGGUGGGUGAUUAGGUUUCUGAGACUUGGAAUGGGGGAAGUUCAAUUGCUUCCAAUAUUACUAAGCCAUAUAUUAUUUUAUCAUGUUGCUGAUUGUACUGGAGAGAGGGAGACCCUCUCCUGGGGUGUCAAAGUUGGGAAAGGCGAGGUGAUAAUGUAAGGAAAUUCCUGAAGAUGUAGAGUGACUUGGCAGCUUCAUGCAUCAUAACUGACUUGUUAGAAGUACUGAAGUGCACUUGUGUAAAUUGUGUUGCUUGCUUUUUGCCUUGGCAAGAAUGUAGAUAUUUGAAUGUUGAUUGUUCUGGGGGAGCAUGCAAACUUGUUGGGUGGUCCAAAUACAUGGUUCCCCCCCCCCCCCGUUGCAUUUUUGCAGAGGCUGUUGGCAGAUCAUGGUUAACCGUUUCCGCACUGGGGCUUAAUGAGAAACACAGCGACCCCCUUGCUCUCUGUCAGGAAUGUCUACCGAAGGCAACACCACGGUCUGCUAGCAUGUAUGUUUAAAAAACCACAACAGUGUGUACGAUAUAAUUAAAGUUUUGUAAUGGUCGCUGUGGUUGGGUGUGCCCAUUUCUGUUGUGGAUUCUGUAGCCCAGCUGCUGCAUCAUUUAAACAGUUGCUUUGUUUAAAAAAAAUGUGGAAGCAGGUUGGAGAUGGAAGAGUAUUUUAAUAAACAGCUUGCUCCUAAG
Zootoca vivipara (common lizard) is the source of this 4353-nucleotide messenger RNA. Lineage: Eukaryota; Metazoa; Chordata; Lepidosauria; Squamata; Lacertidae. The record is from RefSeq and is a predicted model, not a curated record.